Ascochyta rabiei is the source of this 1218-nucleotide messenger RNA. RefSeq lists its product as uncharacterized. The record is from RefSeq and is a predicted model, not a curated record. The coding region runs from base 1 to 1218 and encodes 405 amino acids. NCBI's taxonomy places the organism in Eukaryota, Fungi, Ascomycota, Dothideomycetes, Pleosporales, Didymellaceae. The transcript has 2 exons.
AUGGCCAACUCGACGAACUCGCAGAUCAAUAUAGCCACUUUGAGUGUUUCAGGUCCAACGCUAUCCCUGCCACGGGCCCACUUAGGUAGACGGUGGCGACCUAAUUUGAGAUAUUCAUAUCAGACCUAUACAUUGUUGUGUGCCUUAGUUUCCCUUAUUGCGCGCCUUCCUCUCAAGCAUCACCUUGCCCACUCCCUCUCGUCUCAAGGCAUUGCUGUCAUCGUCAUGUUGCGCAUAUCUCAAAUUCUGUCGUCGAUUCUCCUCGUAUGUGCAUCCGUUGUCACGGCGGACUUCGACCAGUUUUAUUUUUCGAGCAACGCGACCAAUUAUGUCUGCCCUGGCAUCGGCUUUGGGUGUAAACCACCAAUGAUAUGUGCGCACGAGUCUGUCACGGAUCAGUUCUAUUGCUGCGCGCCCGGUGCUACAGACGCAGUCUGCUGGAAGGGAUCACCAGCUUGCGACGGCGGUAGUAAGCAGACACCUUCGGGGGGCCAGCAGUCAUGCUCCAGUGGCACUAAUGCUUUCUGCUGCUUGAAGUCUCGCGAGGAAUGUACGGCGACAAAAAACCAAGUCAACGUGUGCUGGAGCACACUUGAUAAUCCUAUCGCAAAUCUCUCUGACACAAAACUAAACGACACCUUCUCCUCCCUCAGCUCCGCCCACCCCUCGGCAUCCUCCUUCCCCAUCCCCCUCGCGCAACUGCAAGCAACAGCAACACCCACGACCUCUCUCCCGGUGUUGCUUUCUGCAUCGUCGCUCUCCAGCGCUUCUGAAACAGCCAGCCGCACCGCCAUUGACGCGCCGAUUUCCGCCGAACCAACCGAGAAGAAAGGCGUCUCUGGCGGCGCGAUCGGCGGUAUAGUUGGGGGGGUGGUAGGAGGUCUCGUCAUAAUAAGUGUAUUCGGUUUCCUCAUGUUCCGGCGUCAUAAAGCCGCUUCAAAAGGGGAGCAUGCACCGAUCGCCAGUGGAAGUCCGAGUGAACAUGAACACGGGAACCCGUAUGAGAUGAAUGCGUAUCAGCAGCAGCAUGCUGGAAUAGCGGAGGCGCCAACACCGACAGAAAAGUAUGCGUACAAUGCAGGUGCUGGGCCGGUAGCGCCAGCGAGUCCGUAUAGAGACGUACCUGAGGUUCAAGGAAGUACCGUGGGGAGUCCAGUUUUCGAGAUGCAGGGGAGUGCGCCGGUGGAGAUGGAUGGCAGUCGGCCUGUGAGGAGAUGA